Messenger RNA from Sparassis crispa, 1281 nucleotides. RefSeq lists its product as hypothetical. Lineage: Eukaryota; Fungi; Basidiomycota; Agaricomycetes; Polyporales; Sparassidaceae. The coding region runs from base 1 to 1281 and encodes 426 amino acids. The record is from RefSeq and is a predicted model, not a curated record. The transcript has 6 exons.
AUGGAGAAACAUUGUCUGAAGCUGAUAAAUUAUGCUUGUCUGAAAGAAUCUCCUGAAGUUCAAUUAGACGCGUUUAAAAGCAUCAUAUCGUUGACCACUCGCUUUCCUGGCCUUAGAGCUCUAUUCGUCCGCCACGUCGACACACGAGUGGACAACCUUUGGAGCGUGCCUGAGCGUAAUCGCACCCAUGAAUGGGAAUUCUUUCGCAAAUUUGCUAUAUUCUGCCUCUUUCCAAAUGCCAUUGCAAACACGCUAGAAGCUGUCAGGCCGCGCAAACUCGGCCGUCUCCUUCAUUCAUCGCGUGCUGUUGUUGAAAGUUUGAUUUCAAUUUGCAAAGAGGAUUCCGGGCUCUCGAAGCUAACCGCCGUUCGCUCCCUUGCAGGAAUUCUGGAGAUGCCCGAUUUUUGGAGCGUCGAGAACAACUAUUCACUUCAGUGUUACAUCGCCCGUCAGUUGUUGGAUGUAAUCGUACAGCUCAUCGAAGAUACCCGCAAUGAUGUCGGAUUCUUGGAAGUUGAGCCGGUUGAUCAUGUGGAUGCCGGCAUCGACUUGGAAGGCAUUGAUAUGCUUGCAAGUGCUACGCUGUUUGGCGUGCAACGUUGGGUAAGAGUGGGACUUGUGAAAGAUCUGGGUUCAGAAUGUUGGUACGAAAGCUUUCUUCGUUUAAUUGAGGUACUUCGAAGUCUGAAUGCAGAAGAAGGGCUCAAACUGUCAUAUAGUCGUGCGAUCCAAGAUUGGACAUCCUUCUUCAAGGAGUUUUCAGAUGGACCACUGCCAGAAUCGCUGCCGGGCGAAUACGAAAUCCCGGCUCCCAUUCGUCUACCUGAGACUAAUCCAGAUAAUAAUGCUCAUGGAAGGUGGACGAGAGCAGUUAAAAACCCACGAAUCGCUAAUGACUCUCCGCUAUCUCAAACCUCUACUUACACCGAAGAGGUGCCACCGAUUGACUGCUCCUCUGUGCACGAAUCUUCGAGCAGCUCGGAGACGCUGUCGUCGGACGCUUCUCUCGGUGAAGCUUCUGCAUCCGCCAUACUUGCAGACACUUCGCAUACGCCUUCCGAAGGUGCAGCCAGGGCGGACGGAUCCGACGUCUAUCUUACUCCACUAGUUGUCGUACCUCCGAGUUCUGCAUAUCUUGUCAAGCAAGAUAUGGCAGAAGCUCAGUCUUCGUUCGAACAGCUGUAUCACGCGCCGAAGGAGAACAGUAUUCAUCUCGGGAUCGAUCAGCUUUCUAGAAGCUUCACGAACCGGCGGUUUGCGUCGCACCUGCGUCACAACUGA